Molecule: messenger RNA, 684 nt
Organism: Pediculus humanus corporis (human body louse)
Lineage: Eukaryota; Metazoa; Arthropoda; Insecta; Psocodea; Pediculidae
Product: synaptogyrin-1, putative
Exons: 3
Coding region: 1-684 (227 amino acids)
Cellular component (GO): synaptic vesicle membrane; neuromuscular junction
Source: RefSeq, a predicted model, not a curated record
AUGGAUGCUGGUGGGGCGUAUGGAGGAGGCAAAGCUGGUGCUCCGUUUGAUCCCAUCGGUUUUGUCCAAAGACCACAAGUAAUUUUAAAAGCUACUUGCUUACUAUUUGCAAUAAUUGUUUUUGGAUGCAUAUCUUCUCAAGGCUAUAAAUAUAAUGAUGGUAAAGAAGAAUGCCUUUAUGGCAACGAUGCUAAUGCUUGCAAUUAUGGUGUUGGGAUUAGUGUCAUUGCAUUUCUUGCAUCCAUUGGAUUUCUUGCUGGGGAAUAUCUUUUUGAGCAAAUGUCAUCAGUUAAAACAAGAAAGCAUUAUGUCCUCGCUGAUCUGGGAUUCUCAGGAUUUUGGGCAUUUUUAUACUUUGUUGGCUUUUGCUACUUAACUAAUCGCUGGAGUAAUUCUGAAACCCCAGAGGGUGGAUAUGGUGUUAAUAAUCUUCAAGCUGCCAUAACAUUUUCAUUUUUUUCUAUAUUUACUUGGGCUGGUAGUGCAUGGUUAGCAUACCAAAGAUUUCGACAAGGCACUGAUAGUGCUUUUGCUCCACGGUAUGAUGCUGAUCCUAGCACUUUACCUGGAGGCAAUUCUUACUCAGGUGUACCAAUGGGAGCCGAAGGAGAUGGAGGUUACCAGGAACCUCCUUUUUCAGGUGGACAGAAGAUGCAAGGAAAUUUUCAAGCCCCAACUUAUUAG